AUGACAUCAUUGAACAACUUGACAGAAGUGACACACUUUCUCCUGCUGGGACUCACUGAUGAUCCAGGCCUGCAACUUCCCCUUUUCAUCAUUUUUCUUCUCAUCUACAUCAUUACCCUGGUAGGGAACCUGGGGAUGAUCUUGCUGAUUCUCUUGGACUCUCGGCUCCAUAUCCCCAUGUACUUUUUCCUUGCUAACUUGUCCCUGGUGGAUGUUAUUUACUCUUCAGCGGUCACACCAAAAGUCAUGGCUGGUCUCUUAGUAGGAGAUAAAGUCAUUUCUUACAAUGACUGUGCUGCUCAGAUGUUCUUUUUUUCAGCCUUUGCUACUGUUGAAAAUUAUCUGUUGACUUCAAUGGCCUGUGACCGCUAUGCAGCAGUGUGUAAACCCCUAUACUAUGCUACCACCAUGACUCCAAGUGUAUGUAUGUGUUUCAUCAUGGGCUGUUACACUCUUGGGUUCUUGAAUGCCUCAGUUUAUCUUGGAAAUACAUUCAGUCUUUCUUUCUGUAAAUCUAAUGUGGUCCAUCAUUUUUUCUGUGAUAUGCCAGCAAUCAUGGCUCUCUCUUGCGCUGAUAGACAUGUUAAUGAACUGGUACUUAUUUAUCAAGCCUGUUUUAUUAUCUUCUUUGCUCUCAUAAUAAUAUUAGUAUCAUAUAUUAUAAUUUUUAUCACAAUCUUAAAGAUGCACUCAGAAGCAGGAGUUCAGAAGGCUCUUUCCACCUGUGCUUCCCACUUUACUGCUGUUUUUAUUUUUUAUGGAACAACAAUCUUCAUGUAUUUGCAGCCAACUUCUAGGCAUGCAAUGGACACUGACAAAAUUGUGUCUGUCUUCUACACCAUGGUCAUUCCCAUGCUGAAUCCUUUAGUUUACAGCCUGAGAAAUAAAGAAGUAAAGAGUGCAUUCAUGAAAGUAGUUCUGAAAGAAAAAUAA
Mus caroli (Ryukyu mouse) is the source of this 933-nucleotide messenger RNA. RefSeq names its product olfactory receptor 5B2-like. Lineage: Eukaryota; Metazoa; Chordata; Mammalia; Rodentia; Muridae. Gene Ontology annotation, cellular component: membrane. The record is from RefSeq and is a predicted model, not a curated record. Gene Ontology annotation, molecular function: olfactory receptor activity; G protein-coupled receptor activity. Gene Ontology annotation, biological process: G protein-coupled receptor signaling pathway.